UCUCGUUUCAAUCUCCGAUUAGUCACUCUGUUAAAAACAAAUGUAUGAAUGUUUUGUGAUCGUGUUACCGUGACAUUGCCUUGACGACAAUAAACGUACCUAUAAAUAAGGGACGAUGAACUCUUGAAUGUUUAGUACAAUCCUGCACGACAUUGGUAAUAAAUCAUUUCAUAGGUUAUGAUUAAUAUCAAACAUCCAAAAAUCUACGGUAAACCACCCGUAAAAAAAUCUUUCUCGAUGAAAGACGUCGAAUCAAAGCAGAAUACACUUACGGAAGAAACUUUUAUGUGCAACAAAAGAGAGAUUAAUGAUUCCACUGUUAUGCAGAAAAUAGGUAAAGCAGACUGCAAUCAAAACAUAAUCGAAACGACUGCGAGUUCGUUUGAACAACUGUGCAACAUAAUCAGUGAUCUGGAAAAGGACAUCACUGCCAAGACUGUAGGGGCGAAUCAAUUACAGAUGAGACCAGAGAAAGAUGAAUCUGAAGCAAUGUACGACACAAAUGGAACUACGUACGACGAUAUAAUGUCUUUCUUGACAAAACUCGAAGAGGGUUCUAUGGAUGAAACGAAGGUAAACUUACCAGAAGUAGAUGCUAUCAUGUUUAGGGAAAUAUUUGGUGACUCGGAACUUUUGCCUUGCGUCAAUUACGAUAGUACUGACCCAGUAAAUGUCAACAACGAUAACCCCCACGUAUUCAAAGAGGAUUUAGCUACGGCACAUUUGCAACUCGAGGAAAAAGAUGCCACUAUAUUGCUCUUGAGGGAACAGUUAAAGAACGAAAGGAAAGUAGCUUGCGAAAAGUUAGAGAGUCAAAGGAAAAACAACGUUACCAAGUUGCAACAACAAGAAGACAAAUAUAAAGGGAUCGUGAAGAGGCAUCAAAAGUUCAUCGAGCAAUUGCUCUCGGAAAAGACAGACCUAACCGAAAAAUGCAAUUCGUUGGCGCAGAAAGUAAAAGAGAUCGAGAUAAAAAUGCAACGGGAUUUGAAGACUACAGCUGAUAGACAUGUAGUAGAGUUGCAAAAAGCCAAGGAACAUUUUGCCGCGGCAGAGAAGAUUAAACGAGAGCGUUGGAUAGAGGCAAGAACGACGAAGAUCAAGGAAAUGACAGUGAAGGGUCUGGAGCCUGAACUACGUAAUAUGAUGGAGCAACACGCCGAGGAAAUUCAGAGGUUAAGAAAUGUACACAUGAAGGAACUGCAGGACACAGAAUUAAGAAUUAUACGUCGAUCAAAUGAACAGUUAGAGCAACUGCGUCUAGAGUUGACAGGCAGUCAUGAAAGAAUGUUAACCAACGAGAAGAACAUCCUGUGGACCAGGUAUCAAGAGAAGCUGGAGGAACAAGAAAAUCAGUUUAAAAUACAACAAAUGAAACUUAUGGAUGAACUACAACAGGACAGAGAAAAGCUUGGCAAGGAACAAAUGAAACGAGAUGCAGAGAUGCAGUCCAGCUUGCAAAAGAUACAUUUGCAGUAUCAGCAAGAAAUAGAGACACUGAAACAACAACAUUCGAACGAUAAAAAGAUUCUUCAAGAGUCACUGAAGGUUGAGUGGGAAGCUUGGUUGACCAACUAUAAGAGACAACAGAAUUUAAGAAUCGAACAAGCUGAAAAUAAAAUUAAGGAGGAAUCUAAAAAGGAAAGAGAUCGACAAAUCGAGCUCGCUAUCGAACGCUUAGAAAAAGAUUCCCGAAAUACAAAAUUAAUGCUUCAACGAAACUUUGAUUGCAAGCUUAGAUCUUUAACGGAAAAAUACGAAAUGGAUUUGCAAACCGCAACAGACAAUGAACAACUACAUAAAGGUAAGUUAAUGCAAACAAAAGAUAAGCUCGAAAAAACUCAAGUUCAAUUGGAACAAGCGGAGAAAAAGUUGCAAGAAUGUGUAUCUGAGCUAAGUAACGCAAACGAGGUAAUCCAACGAUUAAAUAUAGAAAGAAAUAAUUCAAAGAAAUUGGCAAGACAAGAAAUCCAAAGUGAGAAGAGAGAAUUAGAGGAGAAAAUUGCCUCACUUUAUCAAGAAAUAACUCGUAUUAAUGUUAACAAAGACACCUUAAUGGCUCAGUUACAUAGCAGGAUUAAAUUGAUAAUGACACAGAAAAUUCUAACGAUAAAAAAUUUGACUAAAGAACUUAAUGACACAAAACUAAAAUGCGAACGUUUGGAAAAGUUAUUGGAUCAGCAACGACGAGAAUACAUCCUAAAAGGUUUAUAAAUGACAAUUGUUGUUACUUAUUCGAUUAUAUAUUUUAUUUGUUGU
Messenger RNA from Eufriesea mexicana, 2259 nucleotides. RefSeq names its product centrosomal protein dilatory (gene dila). The transcript is spliced from 10 exons. The record is from RefSeq and is a predicted model, not a curated record. Gene Ontology annotation, biological process: intraciliary transport involved in cilium assembly; regulation of centrosome duplication; cilium assembly. Bases 178 to 2214 code for a protein of 678 amino acids. Lineage: Eukaryota; Metazoa; Arthropoda; Insecta; Hymenoptera; Apidae. Gene Ontology annotation, cellular component: centriolar satellite.